Molecule: messenger RNA, 2397 nt
Organism: Kluyveromyces lactis
Lineage: Eukaryota; Fungi; Ascomycota; Saccharomycetes; Saccharomycetales; Saccharomycetaceae
Gene: SYF1
Product: mRNA splicing protein SYF1
Exons: 1
Coding region: 1-2397 (798 amino acids)
Biological process (GO): generation of catalytic spliceosome for first transesterification step; mRNA splicing, via spliceosome
Cellular component (GO): post-mRNA release spliceosomal complex; U2-type catalytic step 2 spliceosome; Prp19 complex
Molecular function (GO): protein binding
Source: RefSeq, a predicted model, not a curated record
AUGGAAAUAGAUAAAUUUGUCAAGGAGGAAGAUAUUCCGUUUGAGUAUGGUGUUGUUAGAGAAAGAGACAAUGCUGUAUCAUGGUCGAGAUAUUUGGCAACUAAAAGAUCAGCAGGCGAUGAGUUGAAUUUAGAUUGGCUAUACGAACGUUGUUUGAAGGAGAUCAAGGACGACUGGCAUCUAUGGAAAGAGUUCUUGAAAUGGAGGAUAGAAUUAUUGAACGAUUGUGAUAUUUUCAGGCACAAAGAUGAAUACAAUAAGAUAUCGUUACUAUUCGAACAGUGCUUAACAUCAUGUGGCAAAGUUGGGGAUGCAUGGAUUAUGUAUAUGGAAUGGGUAAUACAGUUUAAGGAUUUGAAGAGGAUUAGAGAACUGCUUGGAAAAGCGCUACGAUCAAUGUCGUGGGAGUACCAUGAAGCAAUAUGGCGUGUUGUCAUCGAUUUCAUUAUCAAUGAAUUGUUAAUAGACAACAAGAGGUAUGAACUUUCUUUAGAGGAUUCCAUCUACUAUUUUGUUCACGGAGAGCAUUCGACGAAUUUUGAUACAGACCUCUGGUCUUCCUCAAUCCUACAGAGAUAUUCACUUAUUUGUGACGACAUAGAGCCUUUAUUGAUCUACAUUUUUAAGACUCAUGAUUGGAGCACGAUCGUUCGAGUAUUUGAAAAACAUCUAUCACCUAAUUUAAAGCCAUCUCAGACAAGUUUAUUUGAACUUUACGUUAGUUACAUCACUUCAAUGAUUCUUGUGGAUAAUUCAGCAGGGGUUGCUGCGGUAGUGGACCAAUGUAUCGAAUUAUUCCCUUUCAAGAAGGGUGAACUUAAGACAUAUUUGAUAUUUAACCUGAUACGUCAAGGAAAAAUAACGGAAGCUGAGCUGUACUUAGAGAAAGUUAUAAGCGAAACUAAAGACAUUAUCGAAUUUUCUGUAUUAUAUGAUUUUUGGAUUCGUAUGGAGGAGCUAUUGACCCAAGAAUUAAUUCAAAAGAUGAAAGACGAUAAUUCAGAAAAGCAACGGCUGUUCGCAAAUAUAAGACUACAUGCCGACACUCUAACCUCAUUAAUAAAAAACCACACUAUUAGAUUAAACGACUUAGAAUUGAGGCGAGAACCCAACAACAUCAAAUUGUGGCUAGAACGAGUGAAGCUUUUUGAUACCAUCUCUGAUAAAGCUAAAGUUUAUGCAGAUGCUGUUCUUACCGUGGACUAUAGACUUCAGACUACUCCAGGGCUAUUAGGAGAAUUAUGGUGUCAAUAUUGCAGACUUUUUGAAGAGGAUAUUGAAAAAUCCGAGGUCUUGCUGGACAAAGCCACUAACGUCCCUUUCAAAUUUUUAGUAGAUCUUGAAAAUGUUUGGUUAUAUUGGUGUGAAUACAGACUAAAAAGAAGCAUUGACGAUGCCAUAAAAGUUUUGUCCGUUGUAUUAGAAAUACCAGAUAAUCAUGAAUUACUCCUACAAAAAUUUGAGAAAGGAGAAUCGCCAGCACAAGCAGCAAUUUUCUCAUCUAAACGCUUAUGGGCAAUGUACCUUGACUUAUUGGAGGUCAAAGGAAACUAUGGUACAGCUGUAAAUGCGUAUGAAACAGCAAUACUCAUCAAGGCAGCAACACCAGCCAUGUUUAUUAAUUAUGCGUUAUUAAAUGAAUCUUCUGGCCAUCAAGCAGAAGCUUUGGCUGUUUUCGAAAGGAGUGUUGAGAUUUUUCCUCCAAGCGUAUCGAAGUCUAUUUGGGAUAUAUAUCUGGAUGUGGCACUCAAAGCUGAUAUCACUAAAGAGCAAAAAAGAGAUAUUUUUGAAUCUGCUAUUAAGCUUGCAGCUUCAGGAGUGGCAUGUGUUUCGUUCUUUGAAAAGUACAGCGACUUUGAGUUAAACCUUGGUUUCCACGAGAGAAGUGUCGAGAUUUUGCACAAAGGAGCCAAGAAUAUUUCGGAUCUUGAAAGUAAAUGUACUUUAUGGGAAGAAUGCAUCAAUAGAAGUGAAAAACAAUUGGACGUCAAUCACACCAGAAAACUAUAUGAAGAAUGUAUAGAAACAUUGCCCAAUUCUAAAGCAAUCAAGUUUCUACUUCCAUUUGCUAUCUUAGAAGAAUCGCGUAAUGAGGUUGCUCGUUGUAGAGCAUUGUUAGACUACGGGAGCAAAUUACUGAAGCCCGCACAGAAUGAAGAACUUUGGGAUUUCUGGAGGAAUUUCGAAACUAUGCACGGUACAAAAGACUCGUUCAAGAACAUGCUAAAAGCACGUAGGUUCCUAGAGGACACAAUGAAAGUAAAUACAGAGGAAGUAUCCAGACAUGCAGAUAGCAUCGAAUUUAGGGCGUCAACUGCGAAAAUUAGUGGAAGCGGACCACCAAGCGCAGAAGAUAAAGGAUACUCAAAUACGGCUGAAAUUGAUUUAGGUCUAUAA